Molecule: messenger RNA, 1605 nt
Organism: Solea senegalensis (Senegalese sole)
Lineage: Eukaryota; Metazoa; Chordata; Actinopteri; Pleuronectiformes; Soleidae
Exons: 4
Coding region: 236-1171 (311 amino acids)
Source: RefSeq, a predicted model, not a curated record
CACAUCACAGUGUCUCCAAAAACAGACUAAAGACGGUCCACCUUCAGCUUGAACUAAAUGCUGCAGUCAGUGUGAAGCAGGAGGAAGUGUAACAGAGAGAAGAGAAAAUACACAUCUAAGAGGAGACGCAGAGAUUCAGGGAGGAGCUGAGUUGUUACUGAACUAUAGAGGAGAGAGGAGCUUCCAUAUUCAGCAGAGUUCAAGAUACACACCAUUAACAUGAACUUUAUUCAACAUGCUGUCACUGCAUCACUCUGUAUUUUCUCUGCUGCUUCUUAACACUCUAACAGGCAUCAACUGUGAAGAACUGACUCCAGUCAAGACUGAAGAGUUCACUUCAGAACACACGUCUGUCACUCUGUCCUACAAAUAUCACAAAUCUGCAGAUGCUAGUGAUUAUUUCUUCUGGUAUCGACAACAUCCAGGAAAACCACCAGAGUUCCUCAUGUCUCACUCAGGAACAGGAACAACACCCAGUGCUCCAGUCUCUGGACUGUCUGUUACAGUGAGUGAUGACAAGAGAAAAAUCAAUCUGCAGAUCAACUCAGCUGCAGUGACAGACUCUGCUGUUUACUACUGUGCUGUGAGGCCCACAGUGACAGGAAACACCACAACUCUGUACAAAAACACUACAUCCACUAGAGGGAGUCACACUCUGUUACACCUCAGUGGUUUCUUAAGGAAGAACAUUGUUCAUCUGUUUUCUGUUUGGCUUCAACAUCUCAAAGACAUGAUGUUUUCCCUCUUUCUGUCUUUAUCUUACUUCAUAGCCAUGUGUUCUAUGAACAGCAUCAAGCCAGAAAGUUCUGAAGAAGUUGUACCAGAGGGAGGAAACAUCAAGCUGAGCUGUAAAUAUGAGGGGAGUAUCAACAAUAUCCAGUGGUUCCAACAACAGCAGCAGAGAUCCAGACCAGAGUUCCUGCUCCUCAUCACACAGGACGGAUUCAUCAGCGCAGAGAUUUCUGGUUUCUCUGCUCACAUCAACAAAACAGACAAACGUGUAGAUCUGGAGAUCAUCUCAGCUAAAGUGACAGACUCUGCUGUUUAUUACUGUGCUGUGAGGCCCACAGUGACAGGAAACACCACAACUCUGUACAAAAACACUACAUCCACCAGAGGGAGUCACACACUGUUACACCUCAGUGUUUGUGAUGAUGUUUCUUUCAUAUGACAGAGAAUCUGACUGUGAGUCAAAUAUUUAAUAUCAGUCAUGGAAUCAUUUACAGAAAGUAUUAAAAACAGAUUAUACAAUGUGAUAAAUGUGUCCAUGAACUGGUUGGAAAUAUAACAUUGUAUUGUAAUAUUUUCUGUUCUCUUUUAGUGUUUUUAAUAUUGUUUUCUAAAGCUCUGAUUUCUUAUGGUUUACCUCAGGGUUCAAUCCUGGGCCCUACAAUAUUUUUAUUGAAUGUAACUCUUCUUAAAACAUCACAUGUGUUGAAGAUACAUCAUCAUGUAUUCCAGUAAGGUCCAGUAAUUAUGAAAGAAGCUUGUUUCGGGUCAAUUCUUCCAACAUUAACGAGUCAAGAACUUCUAUUGUUUUACUCGCCCCUUCAACACAAAUGAUUUAAUUAUCAGCUAAAUAAAGUUGUGAAAUGAUAAACACAG